Molecule: messenger RNA, 807 nt
Organism: Cyanistes caeruleus (blue tit)
Lineage: Eukaryota; Metazoa; Chordata; Aves; Passeriformes; Paridae
Source: RefSeq, a predicted model, not a curated record
GGUGGGAGUGCUGUGUUUGCAGGUGUCCCUGUUUGGGGACCGGUCAGACAUUGAGCAUUGAUGGGGACAGCAGGGACAGUGGCUGCUCUGUGUGGCACUGAGAGCCCCCAGUCCCGUGGCAGGUUUAACAGGGCAUCCCUGAUCAACGUGGGCUUCCUGGAGAGCGGCAACGACACCGACUACAUCGCCAUGCACGACGUGGAUCUCCUGCCCCUCAACGAGAACCUGGACUACAGCUUCCCGGAGGCAGGGCCCUUCCACGUGGCAUCCCCCGACCUGCACCCUCUCUACCACUACAAGACCUACGUGGGUGGCAUCCUGCUGCUCACCAAGCAGCACUACGAGCUGUGCAAUGGCAUGUCUAACCGCUUCUGGGGCUGGGGACGGGAGGACGAUGAGUUUUAUCGGCGUAUCAAAGGAGCUGGUCUCCAGGUUCGUCGUCCCUCUGGAAUCACAACUGGAUACGAGACUUUCCAGCACCUGCAUGACCCAGCCUGGAGGAAGAGAGACCAGAAGCGCAUCGCUGCGCAGAAACAGGAGCAGUUCAAGGUGGAUCGGGAGGGAGGCCUGAACAACGUGAGGUACCGAAUCGAGUCACGGACAGAUCUGAGCGUGGCAGGAGCCCCUUGCACCGUCCUUAAUAUCUUGCUGGACUGUGACACAAACGAGACCCCCUGGUGCACAUUUGGCUGAGCCCGUCCCUGUGUGCCAGUCGUGUGCUCUGUGCUGGUGCCAGGACUCCGUGGCUGCCGUGGAGCUGCCUGGAGCAGGCAGGGUUUUUGCAGUGGAUGAGCAUGGCAGUGCUGG